This is a messenger RNA of Odocoileus virginianus texanus, 876 nucleotides long. The record is from RefSeq and is a predicted model, not a curated record. Lineage: Eukaryota; Metazoa; Chordata; Mammalia; Artiodactyla; Cervidae.
AUGAGUGUCCAGAACACCCUGAGACUCCUGAACCUGGCAGGGAAGAGCCUACUAACCAAUGAGGCCUUGGCCAUUUCUGCUCUGGAGUAUCUGCCCAUCGAGCUCUUCCCCCCACUCUGCAUGGAAGCAUUCUGUGGAAGGCACAGAAAGACCUUAAAGGCCUUGGUUCAAGCCUGGCCCUUUGUCCGCCUGCCUCUGGGGGGCCUGAUGCAGAUCCUGAUGCAGACACCUCACCUGGGAACCUUACAAGCAGUGCUGGAUGGACUCGAUGUCCUGCUCACACAGAAGGCUUAUCCAAGGAAGUGCAAAUUGCGUGUGCUGGAUUUAAGGAAUACUGGCCAGGACUUCUGGAGAAUGUGGUCUGGAUCUAGUGUUCAUGUGUCCUCAAGCUCAUCAAUGGCACCAAUGGCUGAGGAUGGGUCAAGGAUCAGGAAGCCCUUGGUUCCCUUCGAGGUGUUCACAGAACUUCACCUCAAGGAAAGAACCAUGAGUGAAUUCCUCACUUACCUCCUAAAGUGGGUAGAGCAGAGAGACCCUUUCAUACACCUGUGCUGUAAGAAGUUGAAAAUGGUUUCAUUUCCCAUGGAUAAUAUUAUGAAGGUCCUGAGCAUGGUGCAACUGGACUGUAUCCAGGAGUUACAUGUGAAUUGCACCUGGCAUCUGUCCACUCUGGCCAUGAUUGCUCUUCUCAUGGACCAGAUGAGCAAUGUGCAGAAACUGUUUGUCUCCCACACCCACCUGCCUGAUUCUGAGGAGUGGAAUGAGCAGCACACUGUCAAAAUUACUUUUCAGUUCCUGAGGCUGCACCACCUCCAUGAUCUCCAUCUGGAAUCCCCCUUGUACCUUGAAGGUUGCCUGGACCAGAUGCUCAGGUGA